AUGGUAGUAGACAAUGAUACACAAACUAUAGAAUUUUUUCUUUUGGGGUUAUCAAAGGACCCAGAACUACAGCCCCUCACAUUUGGAUUUCUCCUCUCCAUGUACUUGAUCACAAUUUUUGGAAGCCUGCUCAUCAUCCUGACCACCAUCUCUGACUCCCAUCUCCAUACACCCAUGUAUUUCUUCCUCUCCAAUUUAUCCUUCAUUGACAUAAGCUUCACUUCAACCACCAUCCCCAAGAUACUAUUUAAUAUACAGACACAGAGUAGAGUUAUCACCUAUCAAGGCUGCCUCAGUCAGCUGUACUUUUUCAUACUCUUUUUAGGGAUGGACAACAGUCUUCUGUCUAUAAUGGCCUAUGACCGUUUUGUGGCCAUUUGUCACCCCCUGCAUUACACUGUCAUCAUGAACCCCAGGUUCUGUGGAACCCUACUUCUGGUGUCUUGGAUUAUAAGCGCUCUGCAUUCCUUGUUACACACCCUCAUGGUGUUACGUCUCUCUUUCUGUACAGACCUGGAAAUCCCCCACUUUUUCUGUGAACUCAAUCAGGUGAUAGAACGUGCCUGUUCUGACACCUUUAUUAACAGUAUGGUGAUGUACUUUGGAGCUGGGAUGGCAGGAGCUGUUCCCCUCACAGGGAUCGUGUAUUCUUAUACUAAGAUUGUUGCCUCCAUUACUGGAAUCUCUUCAGCUAACGGAAAGUAUAAGGCAUUUUCCACCUGUGCCUCUCAUCUCUCUGUUGUCUCCUUGUCCUACUGUACAGCUGUUGGUGUGUAUCUGAGCUCUGCUGUUUCCAAGGACUCACACCCCAGUGCCAUUGCCUCUGUGAUGUACACAGUUGUCAUGCCCAUGAUGAAUCCCUUCAUCUACAGUCUCAGAAAUAAGGACAUAAAGAGGGCUAUGAACACAUUCUUGGGGACAGCAGCUCUAAAAUUAACCAAUGUCCUGGGUCUUAAGCAUUCAUAA
Molecule: messenger RNA, 966 nt
Organism: Suncus etruscus (white-toothed pygmy shrew)
Lineage: Eukaryota; Metazoa; Chordata; Mammalia; Eulipotyphla; Soricidae
Product: olfactory receptor-like protein OLF4
Exons: 1
Coding region: 1-966 (321 amino acids)
Biological process (GO): G protein-coupled receptor signaling pathway
Cellular component (GO): membrane
Molecular function (GO): olfactory receptor activity; G protein-coupled receptor activity
Source: RefSeq, a predicted model, not a curated record